AUGGGCGUAGAGAAGAACCCCCCGCACGUGGCGCUCAAACUGAGUGACGUUUUUACCGCAGAAAAGAAACCCGCAAGAGAGAACCCGCAGCACCAACAGAGCAGAAAACCAAACAAUGAAGAACUCACAGAAAAGUCGAGAAACAUACUGAACAAGUACAGAGUGACGCAAUUGAACAAUGGAGAAUUUAACAAAAUUUAUGUAAAGAAUAAAUUCUUCAAAGAUAGAGCAAGGGUGAAUAGACUAAGGCAACCAAAUUGGGAGGUAAAAGCUCUCCCCAAAGGAGGCGAUGACUCCACGAAUGGGGUCCCAACGAAGGAUGCGAAUGAAGAGGAUACAAACGAAAAAAUUGACACCUCGGUUAAAUUCUGUAGGAGAAAAAUUCACAAACAAAGCAACCUCCUUAUGUCGAAUGGGACAAUAGGGCUAGUUGUGCACAACGGAGUAAUGUGCUUGUCGAUGAAAGGGCAACAGUGUUUCGUCAUCACAAGUGCCAAAAACGCAUUUUAUGUCCUCGACCCACAUAAGCUUAGGAAGGCCUACACAUCCGAGCACUACCCAGAAGACAUACAAAAUUUGUAUUGCGCUAAUGGGUACGUCUACGUGAUUUUCCGAAAAAAGGUUUACAAGGUGAAUGAGUCUGGUGGGAAAAAAAUUUUCUCCUUGGAGGAUGACUUGCAUAGUAUUGUAAAUAUUUUGACUGUGUAUGAUUACCUGCUGACGUAUAGCAAAAAGGAGAUAGUUAUAUGGAAUGACGUGUACAAGGAGGGAUGCGAUAACGACGGUUUUGUUAGCGAUUCGUGUAGUGAGGUGGGGCAGGGUGACGAAUGGGGAGAAGAGAACCCUGAUGAGGAGAAAGCAGCGAAGGAGGGAGAAGUGAACCCUGAUGAGGAGAAAGCAGCGAAGGAGGGAGAAGUGAACCCAGAUGUGGAAAAAGCAGCGAAGGAGGGAGAAGACGCCCGCCUCUUGGGGGACCCACCCCUGAGUGGCUGCCCAAACGCAAAAAAGCACCUGUUCAAAAGGAUCCUCCUAUUUGAUGACCACUCCGAUGUCGAAAUACGCUCUGUCAUCCACCCCCCAGGGUACAUAAAUAAAGUGAUCAUCCUAACGAGUGAAAAUAAAAUUUAUCUCUACAACAUCAACAAGGAGAAAAUUAUCCACGAGUAUAGUGCUCUCCGGAGCGUCAACUUAAGAAGCGAAAAAAACAUAAAAAUUAUGACCUUAACAACGAAGAAGGAUGAACUGUGCAUCGUAACGUCAACCAAUGAGCUAUACAUAAUCAACACAGAGAGAGACGAACUGGUGUACUCAAAGAAUAUACACAUGAAUGAGGAUAAAAUUACCUGUGUGCAGUUCUACAAUUACACAUUUAAUGGUGAAAGUAUGUCAAUCAUUUUGGUAGGUACCGAGUUAGGGAAAAUUAUUAUGAUCGAUCCGAAUAGCAGUAACUACUUCAUUUUGCGAGAUGCUCACGAUUGUGUGAAGGCCAUAUUGAUACCUCCUCAAGGGGGAGGGUACCUAUUCACGGUGGGACAAAGAGACAACAAAAUCAAUCUGCUCAAUUUGCAUAAGUCUACGUUCACCUUGGAUGUCAUGAAGAGAAGAAACAGUUGUGUUGGACUCAUCAAUAAUGUAAAAUACCUAGACGAUGAAAAAUUUAAAAUAGUCGUUUCUGCAAAUGAGGUAAAUAAACGGGAAGGAAAUCUCUACAUCAUAAACCCACAUUGCCCUGAACAGAAUAAAGACUUUUCAUGGAACAAAAAAAUUAACCUCAUAGAUAGGACCAUCAUCGAUUUUGACAUUAAUCCCAAUAGGCACUACGAUUGGAAUAACAUCCUCGUGUGUGUGAAGAACUCUCACAGAGUUUACUUGGCUUCCUCCUACAAGAAAAUCAUAGACAACGUGUUUUUGGCCCUUCCCAGUGAUGUUAUCAGUGGGGCUUCCAAACAGCGCAUGCAGAGAAGGGGGAAGGAGGCAGCAAAGAAAAGAGGACAAGGAGUAGAAUCACAGGGAGAUAACCCCAACGCAGUGAGGGAGGGUCUCUUUGACUGGAUCCAUAACCUGUCAAAUCAUGCACAGGAAGGUACCAGCGAAUCGAAUGAGGAGAAGGAGAAGGAGUACAAAAUUAUUGAUGACUACAACCAAUAUGGAGAUUUAGAAGAAGAUGAAGGAGAAAUGGGAAUGAGAAGAAAAAACGCAACGAGUGUGUUGAUAUCUACAUGUGGACAUAUUGGCAUCGUGGGGUACAGUGAUGGAGAAAUUCAUUCCUUCAACAUACAAUCGGCAACGUACAGAAAUGAGUACAAGCUGAAUAAAUACUCUUUCAAAUCAAAGGCACAUCUAAAUGGAGAUAUUUUGAAGCUGUACCGAUAUGGUAUAAGCAAUUUCGUGUCCGCCUCAAACAGCAAGGAAGAUCUUUAUCUAAGGGUAUGGAAUAUAUACACAAGUGAGUUAGUAUACUCCUACUGUAUCAAAAAGGAGUACCUAAAUAGUGGUCAAUGUAAAAGGAAUCACAACAGUGAUGAUGUUACCAUCUCUUCCUUCUACCAUUUUAACAUCCUCACUGUGGUAUGCCUUUCAAAUAACCACACAGUUAUUCUAGACAUUGAGCAGAAAUCUAUAACCAGAAAAUUCGACUUCGCAUAUGCAGUUACCAAUGCUACUUUCAGUGCUGACAACAGAUUAAUUCUAUUCGCUCUAAAGAAUAGAACUCUACUACUGUAUGAAAUUAUAUCCAACACUUUUAUCGAUUACUUGUUAUUCAAAAGUGAUAUCACUUCCAUGUUGUAUAAUGACGUUUAUUUGUACACUGCACAUAGCGACGCGGAAAAUUAUCUCUACUCCUUUACUAAUAAAAAUCUAUUCAAUAGCAAUAACUACGUUGUUAAUGAUUAUCAGUCCUUUGGUGCCUUUCUCAUGGAGGAGUUGUCUGAUGAGGAAAGCACCCGCAAGUGCUCCGAACCAAGCGUGGGGAAACUCAUUGGGAUGGAUUGCAACGUGGAUGAUGAAUACCUGAAUGGCAGCGCCAAUCGAGCAGGGGACUCCUCAAGCGAGACCAACCAUAAGGGAACGCUCAAAUCGGCGCAGUCAAUCGAACCAUACAAAUCCAGCGAAAAACAAAUCAACAGAAAUUUACUCACCAUGUCGGGAUUUAGCAUGUCAAAGAUUGCCUAUAUCAUCUUCUUAGAUAAGAUAAAAGAAAAUUGCAGGGUACAAGAGAGCGUAAAAAAAAAUGAAGAAAUCCCCUUUUUCCUCAGCGCGCAGCUGGACAGAAAUAUAGAGUACGCAGAAGGGAAGGAACUGGAGUUUCUGCAAAAUAUCACCAGGGGGGAGGCUGACGCGGGGGAAGAGGCUGCGGAGCGGGAAGAGGUGGUUGACGAAGUGGUUAACGAAGUGGUUGACGAAGCGGUUGACGAAGUGGUAGACAAAGUGGCCGACGAAGUGGGAGAUAAAGGGGAUAACCAGGUGGACACCCCUGGCGAUGGCCACGCGAAGCCCAAAGCGAACCCCCGAAAAACGAAAAACAACAAAAACAGACACAUCACCAAGGUGGAUCAAAUUGAAAUGCCCAAAUCUAAGAUGCAGGAAAUGCUGGCCCAAAACGAGGACUCAUACAUCAACGUCUUGAAGUACCUGAUGGGACUCUCCCCAUCCGGGGUGCACUUCAACAUCCUCUGUUUGAGCUCCAAGGACGAGCUGGAAAAUAUGAUGAACUUUUUCAUUUAUCAUGUCAAAACGAACGACAAUAUCGACCUGAUUCAAGCAUACAUAUUCAUAUUUUUAAAAGCGCACGGCAAAAAGCUGCUGAAAACGAAAGACAAAAAACUUAGGAACACCACAGAGGUGUUGCUGCAGGAAAUACAAACGAGCUGGUCGAAUAUCAAUUUCUUAUUUGAAAGCGUUAUUUUUUUUAUCAAAUUUUUAACAAAUAUACAGAUGGAGUGA
Plasmodium cynomolgi strain B is the source of this 3945-nucleotide messenger RNA. RefSeq lists its product as hypothetical. Gene Ontology annotation, biological process: rRNA processing. Gene Ontology annotation, cellular component: Pwp2p-containing subcomplex of 90S preribosome; small-subunit processome. The record is from RefSeq and is a predicted model, not a curated record. Lineage: Eukaryota; Apicomplexa; Aconoidasida; Haemosporida; Plasmodiidae. Bases 1 to 3945 code for a protein of 1314 amino acids. The transcript has 4 exons. Gene Ontology annotation, molecular function: protein binding.